This is a messenger RNA of Didymella exigua CBS 183.55, 1055 nucleotides long. RefSeq lists its product as uncharacterized. The annotation marks the transcript as partial. The record is from RefSeq and is a predicted model, not a curated record. The transcript has a single exon. NCBI's taxonomy places the organism in Eukaryota, Fungi, Ascomycota, Dothideomycetes, Pleosporales, Didymellaceae.
GACAAUUUGGUGACAUUACAAACGACGAUCUCCGCAUCAGUGCGUGUCAGCCUUAAAAUAAUAUCGAUGACUAGUUUCCUUUGUGUCUCUGCUAUGGUGAUUGCCAUCCGCACCUCUCUCAACAUAACCGUUCGCCUCUCGCAGAUCGCUUUUGCAUGCACCAUUCUCGCAGUGUCACUCUCCCUGAAACACAUCGAUGGGGAUGCUGAGAAGUUCCUGAAUCAUCCGCCGACCCUUCUAUUCGUAGCCGCAAUCGGCGGUCUGACCACCGCUGGUGGGCAGUUUGGCCUAGCUCUGACAUGGUACACAUAUCUCGUCAAGUAUGGCCGCGUGGUGGAUCUGCUGGGUAUCGUGCUCAAUCUGGACGCUGGAUCGGUAAGUGUAUGCCUUGUGCUGGGAGCCAGAUCGCUGGUAGACUGGGAGCUGCUCGCGGUCAAAGUUAAGUGGAUAAAAGAAGACUGCCCGACACAAGGUAGGUGGGGAGAGAUGUACAAUGGACUGAGAGAAGCUGCUUGUGGCGAGGGGUCAAAGAUGAGUUGGCUGAUUGGCGACAAGUGCGAAAACGUGGGGUUGCGAUGCAGAUUUAGUCGAAUUGCAUCCAUCCUGUGCUUCGUUGUAGCAGCAUUGCUGCUUGUGACUCUGGCGUUCGGGAGCUUUGUCAAGGGGAGGCCUGGACCUCCAGCAGUAAAGGCGAGUAGAGCGACCGAGGACAUCCUCAGAACAGCUUGUCUUACAAUUGGCAGCGAAAGUAACGCCAAGACGGCGAUGUUGAGAUAGACACGGGCAUCCAAAUAGCUUGAGCUGUUGAUUUCGUCUCGGUUCAAGCGCGAUAUGCCGGAAGUAGAGCCAGCAAGGAAGAAAGAACGGGGGUAAACAAACAAAGUGGAUUAGAUAGACACUCGAAGAAUUGUGGCAUGCUCGUACUUAGAUGUCAUUCGCUCCUAUCAAUCUCCUUCCUGAGCCAUCAUGGCUUCACAUCGCUAUCCUUGCUUCUCUUCAGCAUUGUCCACCUUGCUUUGCUCAAAGCAUCAAAGUCGUCUUCUAGACAGGGCAUG